AUGGGGUGCGGGACUGGUACGGCUCUUUUGGUUAUAACCAGUGUUAUUAUUUUAGCGGAUUCCGUAUUGCUGGAUAUAGGAAAAACCAAAGAAUUAGAAACAGUCAUCAAAGAUGACACUUUCAUUGUGUCCAUGAGGCACCUGAAACCGCGCAAGCGAUCAAGGGGAUUAGAAGAAACGAUUUUUGCAGUAGAUUUUCCCGAAAGCGAUAACAAAUUUUCUUUACUGCUCGACAGGAAAGUGAAGAAAGUGAUCGUGGAAACGUUGGAAGAUGGCCGAAAAAGAUCCCAACACUUUAUAGUAGACUUUUUGAACGAAGACACUAUCAUAAAAUCGCUCAUAUUGGAAAUCAAUCAGAUCCAACCCGGAGCUCACGCCACCUUAUAUUUGGACUGCACUUCCUACGGAAUGGUGGCCCUUCCGAAGACUCUUAGAGAAAUGUUCCACAGCCAAGAUCACAGGAAAUUAGAAGUGUACCACGAGCGAAAGUACCAAAUAGAAAUCGACGGGCACCACCGAGACCUGAGGAUGGUGCUGAGCAGAAACGAAUGCCCCCUAUCCUUCCAGGCGAACGAGACCAAAAUUUGGGACGGGUACCUCGACGAUUUGAGCAACAAUCUCAACGACGAUCCCAACAUUCAGGCGCAACAGCCCGAGUACGACCCGUACAGAGACCCGUACCGCGGCGACAUCCCUCUCGUUUCCAAACUAGAGGACGCCGGAAUUCUAAACGCCCUGAACUCGCUCAUCAAAGUCGUCAAUCUGGAGGUGAGGAGGUGCGAGGAGAGCGCCCGAGCCGUCCAAGAACUCCGGCGAUUGAUCGAGGAGUGCGAACUGUGCAAGUCUCAAAGUUACAGGAGACCCACCUGCGCCACUCACCCGCCCAGGUGUGCUCCUGGAGUCAGAUGCAUCGACACAGCCGAUGGUCCUAGAUGCGACCGUUGCCCACCCGGUACCAUCGGCGAUGGGUACACUUGCAAGCCGGGUCGUACCUGCAACGAUCGUCCUUGCUUCCCGGGGGUUCGUUGCGAGGAUACGGCUACAGGAUACAGAUGCGACCGUUGUCCCGGAGGAUACGAGGGGGACGGUGAGAGAUGUACGAGGGUGAAUCCCUGCCAGUACAAUCCUUGCGCUCCAGGAACGGCUUGUUAUCCCACCGAAGAAAGCCCGUACUAUCAGUGCUCGGGCUGCCCGGCGGGAUUCACGGGAAACGGCACCAGCUGCUAUGACAUAGACGAGUGCGACCUGGUCCAACCUUGCGAUCCGCGGGUCACCUGCCACAACCUGCGACCCGGCUACCGGUGCGACCCUUGCCCGCCCGGCUUCCGCGGGGAAUCCGACGUCAGGGGCACGGGCGUGGAGGAAGCCGAACGCCGGAGACAACGCUGCAUCGACAUCGACGAAUGCGCCGAAGGAAGAACCUGCGUCGAACAUUCCGAAUGCAUCAACACUGAGGGUUCGUAUCGCUGCGGACCUUGCGAGUACGGCUACUUCGGCAACCAGUCAAUGGGCUGCCACCAAGGAGAAGGGUACUGCCCCAGCGGGCACCAGUGCGACCGGAACGCCAGAUGCCAGGACCUGGGGUACGGCCGGCACGGUUGCAUCUGCGUCACGGGGUACGCUGGAAACGGCGUUUACUGCGCAAGAGACACGGAUUUGGACAGGUGGCCCGACGUCGACUUGCCCUGCUCGGAUUUGUACUGUAGAAAAGAUAACUGCGUGUAUACUCCGAACUCGGGACAGGAGGAUACUGAUAACGAUGGUAUAGGCAACGCCUGCGAUGACGAUCCUGAUAACGAUCACAUCACGCAUCGCGAUAAUUGCCCGUUGCAUCCCAAUCCCGACCAGCUGGACUCCGACGGGGAUGGCAUUGGCGACGUUUGCGAUAAUUGCCGUUACGUUAAGAAUUCCGAUCAAAGAGAUGUAGAUAGGGACAAUGAAGGGGACGCUUGUGACAAUGAUAUUGAUAACGAUAAUAUUCCAAACGAGCGGGACAAUUGCCCCGAAAUUCCCAACGCAGAUCAAUCGGAUAGAGACGGUGAUGGAAUCGGUGAUGUUUGCGAUAAUUGCCAAUCCGCUUAUAAUCCAGGACAAGAGGACGAGAACGAGAACAACGUUGGAGAUGUUUGCGAUUCCCCUAUAGACACUGAUAAAGACGGAGUGCCGGACGCGCACGACAACUGCCGCUUGAUCCCGAACCCGAACCAACUGGACACGGACCGGGACGGUAAAGGGGACGUCUGCGAUAACGACAUCGACGACGACGGCGUGCCGAACAUCCGCGACAAUUGCGUGUACGUCUACAAUCCCGAUCAAUUGGACAGCAACGGCGACGGCAUCGGCGACCGGUGCUUCAACGAUACCGACGACGAUCAGGUGAUCAACGAGAAGGACGUCUGUCCCACCAACAAGCUGAUCUUCCAGACGGACUUCAGCAAAUACCAGACGGUCGUGCUGGAUCCGGAGGGCGAAACGCAAACGGACCCCAUCUGGGAGAUCUACAACCACGGCGCGGAAAUCGGCCAGACGGUCAACAGCGAUCCCGGACUGGCCGUGGGCCACGACAAGUUCACCGGCGUGGACUUCGAGGGCACCUUCUUCGUCGACUCCGAAGUCGACGAUGACUACGUCGGAUUCGUCUUCGGCUAUCAAAGCAACAGGAAAUUCUACACGGUGAUGUGGAAGAAGAACCCGCAGCUGUACUGGGAGAACGAACCGUUCAGGGCGUUCGCGGAGCCGGGCAUACAAAUCAAGGUGGUGGAUUCGGAGACCGGGCCCGGGGAGAUGCUGAGGAACUCGCUUUGGCAUACGGGCGAUACUCCCAACCAAGUGAGGUUGCUGUGGAAGGAUCCCAGGAACAUCGGGUGGAAGGAGAGGGUGUCGUACCGUUGGUUUUUGAUCCACAGGCCCCACAUCGGGCUCAUCAGAUUGAAGAUCUUCGAUGGGGACCAGAUGGUGGCGGAUUCCGGGAAUAUCUUCGAUACUACUCAUUCGGGAGGGCGAUUGGGCGUGUUGUGUUUCUCUCAGGAGAUGAUUAUUUGGUCUGAUUUGGUGUAUAGAUGUAACGAUAAUUUGAGAGAAGAAAUUUGGAGGGAAUUGUCGCCGAGAUUACAAAGUAAAGUUAAAAUCGACAAUAUUGGUUCUUACAAUGUCAGAAAACCUGAUGUUCAUUAG
Molecule: messenger RNA, 3174 nt
Organism: Phyllotreta striolata
Lineage: Eukaryota; Metazoa; Arthropoda; Insecta; Coleoptera; Chrysomelidae
Source: the annotation of a GenBank genome assembly